Messenger RNA from Lytechinus pictus (painted urchin), 1499 nucleotides. RefSeq lists its product as uncharacterized. NCBI's taxonomy places the organism in Eukaryota, Metazoa, Echinodermata, Echinoidea, Temnopleuroida, Toxopneustidae. Bases 263 to 664 code for a protein of 133 amino acids. The transcript is spliced from 4 exons. The record is from RefSeq and is a predicted model, not a curated record.
GUAGAACGUACGUGUGCAAAAAUCGCCAACUUUCAUGGAAACAGAGGCCCGAGCGUUCUUGAGCUCAAAUCACGGACGGUUCUUCCGCAAAUUAGCGGGCGUCCGCAUUAGAACGUAGGAUUUGUCAACAGCCGUCAACAGCCAAUCAGAUCGCUUGUAGAGCGAGCAAGCUGAGCCGAUCGAUGUAAACACAUUCGCCCAUCGCGUGCAUGCACAUGUUGUACUCUACUCUGACUACACUGAUAGCUGAAAGCUUCAAAACAUGGACUCGAAUGCGAGUUUUUCGGUCUUGCUACAAUUCAACAUGAAGAUAGCUCUUCUUUUGGUGACAUUUAUGACAUUGAGAGGGUCAUCUCUGGCUCUCCAGUGCUAUUCGUGUGAAGUUGUAUUGGGGGAGGAUGUCACCACUCCUAACGAAUGCAGAAUGAAUGUCGAUGAAGUUGAAGAGUGUGCAGAUGGCAUCAGUGAAUGUUACUCUAGGUUCGAGUGCGAGUUAACUCCCAAGGGGGCAUGCCUGAAGAGGACAUUUUCUCGCGGAUGCGUUCCAGAAGACGAAGACUGUGACACAGAACUUACUAAUACUGGAGGAAAAUACGACCUCCAGUGUUGCGGAGAGGAUAAAUGUAAUACCAUUGGAACUACCCAGGUUGCUACAUCUAAAUGAAACCCGUUACGGAGAUCGCAGAUUUCAAGAACUGACCCAGUGGUGCUUCGAGAUAAAAAUUCAUAUAUCGAUGGUGGCGGUAGUUCUCAUUCCUUUCUCCGUGUCUUUCGCUCCCACUUUCAUCCCCCUCUCUCACUCUCCCUGCAUCCAUACCCUGAGAGGUAGUUCCCCUUCUCCCGUCUCCGCCCCUGUCCCCUUCUUUGUCGCAUUCCAAAUCUGGUUUACUGAUAGGAAACGAGAAAAUGCCGUAAAUUAUCAUUGGCCUUUGUGAAUAAUGAAACGCACUCAUCUAUCAUGUAUCGGGCAGAUAAACUGAACGAAAUGAUAGUAAAAUUGUAGUUGUUUUCACCUAAACGCUUUAGAGCAAUAUUAUUGGUCAAAGUCUUCCUAUAGGCUACAUUUUCUUCUCUUUUUUUCGGGGGGGGGGGGGGGUACGUAAUUCAUUAAUGUAUAUUUUAUUCAGACUGAUAUUGAAUUGAAAACGAUUAUAUAUUAAUCUGAAGCUUUGUUUUCCACUAUCCAAAAUUUUCCCGAAUUCUUCAUACCAGGAAUUCCGGUUGAUGACUUCAUAAUUAUUUCAGACAAAAUUAUAUAUUGUGUUAUCGCGUAGUUACUGGUUAUUAUCUCUGUAAUGAACAGAUAUAUACAUCAAUAUUUGCCAAGAUACUUCUGAUCAAGUCGAAAUAUAGUGAUUUACUUAUCAUGCUUAUAUCAUGGUUCUGGCAUUAAUCAUUAUAUUAAUAAAAAACCCAAUCAUUCUAAUUCGUAGGUUCGAUUGAAAAUUUCAUAUCUGUGAUGCAUAUUCGCAAAUAAACCUGUAUUUUCAUAUUCACUC